This is a messenger RNA of Kickxella alabastrina, 831 nucleotides long. Its product is annotated as kinase-like domain-containing protein. Lineage: Eukaryota; Fungi; Kickxellomycota; Kickxellomycetes; Kickxellales; Kickxellaceae. Gene Ontology annotation, molecular function: ATP binding; protein kinase activity. The record is from RefSeq and is a predicted model, not a curated record. The transcript has a single exon. The annotation marks the transcript as partial. Gene Ontology annotation, biological process: protein phosphorylation.
AAGUACCAGAUCACAGAGACUGUCCUGGGAAAGGGCACGUUUGCCGAGAUCAAGCUCGUGUACAAGAAGGAUUCUCAAAAGCAGAUGGCAGUCAAGAUUAUGGAGAAGCGCAACUUUAGCGUCAACGGAACGGCCGGCGGCGGAACCAACUAUAUCCACGAGAUUAACCUUUUGCGUGCCAUCCGCCAUCCCAACAUUGUCCGCGUCUACGAUGUUGUCGAGACGCCACGCAACGUGUAUAUUUUCAUGCCGCUUUUGCGCGGCGGCGACCUCUUUGACUACAUCCUGGAGAACGAGCGGCUGGCCGAGGACGAGGCCAAAUUCAUCAUCUACCAGGUGUUGCGCGCCCUCAAGUACUUGCACGACGCAAACAUUGCGCACCGCGACCUCAAGCCCGAAAACACGCUGCUGGCCAGCAACAAGCCGUAUAGCCGGAUCAUGCUGACGGACUUUGGCAUGGCCAAGGCCGCCGGCCGCCGGGAGCUGAUGAAGACCAUGUGCGGGACCUUCCAGUACAUUGCUCCCGAGAUGAUAUCCUCAGGUGCCAAGCCCGGCGAGCACGUGAAGCAGGGGUACACCACGGCGGUGGACUGUUGGAGUUUGGGCGUGAUGACGUACGCCAUGGUCUCGGGCAUGCUGCCGUUUAGUGACGACGAGGGCAAUCCCCAGAUUCUUUUCUCGCAGAUCCUCUCCGGGUACCUUGAUUUCACCGCCCCAUGCUGGCGCGAGCUCAGCCUGGAGUGCCAGUCGUUUGUCUUUAACCUGCUCCGCGUCAACCCAGACAAGCGAAUGAGCGUCGAUAAGGCCUUGCAGCACUCGUGGAUCCUAAAG